This is a messenger RNA of Blepharisma stoltei, 381 nucleotides long. Lineage: Eukaryota; Ciliophora; Heterotrichea; Heterotrichida; Blepharismidae. The record is from the annotation of a GenBank genome assembly.
AUGGCUGAUCCAAAAUCAAGAGCUUAUCCUCUGGCUGACGCCAAGCUUACGAAUACUUUAUUGGAGCUUGUACAACAAGCACAAAACUAUUCGCAGCUUAAAAAAGGUGCGAAUGAGACUACAAAGUCGCUAAAUAGAGGGCAAGCGGAAUUGAUUAUUUUGACAGCUGACACUGAGCCUUUGGAAAUUAUUUUGCAUCUUCCAUUGUUAGCGGAGGAUAAGAAUGUUCCUUAUGUUUUUAUUAAAAGCAAAGCUGCUUUGGGUAGGGCUUGUGGGGUUUCUAGACCUGUCAUUUCUUGCGCGAUUACUAUUAACAAGAGUUCACCGUUGAAGCCAAGCAUUGAUGAGGCAAAGGAUACGGUGGAACAGCUAUUAAUUUAA